Aegilops tauschii subsp. strangulata is the source of this 904-nucleotide messenger RNA. RefSeq lists its product as uncharacterized. The record is from RefSeq and is a predicted model, not a curated record. NCBI's taxonomy places the organism in Eukaryota, Viridiplantae, Streptophyta, Magnoliopsida, Poales, Poaceae.
AUGGCUACGGCGGCGGCAGAGCGGACGGCGGUGUUCAUGAAGGUGGGAGAUCUUAGGCCCGGGACGUCGACCGGCCACACGCUUCUCGCUAAGGUGCUAAGCUCCAAGAUCAAGACCGAGACCAAGACCGUGGUGACCCGCUUUGGCCCAGCGGCGAGGCCCACGAGGAUCGCCGAGUGCCUCGUCGGCGAUGAGACGGGAUGCAUCCUCUUUACCGCCUGCAACGACCAGGUUGACAUGCUGAAGCCCGGCAACACCGUUAUUCUUUGGGAUGCAAAGCUUGGCAUGCCCAAGGGGAUAAUGAAGCUAGCUGUUGACAAACGGGGGGUUGUUGAAGUCACUGAACCGACAAGCUUCGAUGUGAAGGAGGACAACAAUUUCUCACUUGUGGAGUACGUGUAAGAGUGGACUUAUUUCGCUCUUAAUCAGAACAAGUGCUUUCCCAACCUGCUGAUCAAACUAUACUUGCUUUUUUUUAACAUCUCAACACCCCUUUAUUAGAUACUCCCAAUGUAACAUACCACUUUUCAAACCCUAGCCUGGUUGUUGUUACCGUUUAGGCUAGGACUUUUUUCACAUGGAAUAAAAUAAAUGUUUGCACAAUUUAUUUUGUCUUUAGCAUUUUUAUCUCUUGGGUCAAGUCCAUUGAAAGCGCACUAGUACUUGAGCUAGGAGUUACUUGGACUCGUCUCCAUCUUCUACUCGAAAUCAAGCCCACUCAUCACCAUUUUCCUCUAAAUCGGUGAUCCAAACUCACUAUGAAUUUCAUCCAGACAUCUUUACCUCUGCUCCAACACGUUUACUUGGCUCUGGAAGGUUCUUUGGGCGACCAAAUAAAACCAACUUGUGUCAAACUUGGAUUCCAGCGUUGGCUUUGAAUACAAGAAAAGAAAGAAACACAAUC